Caenorhabditis angaria is the source of this 915-nucleotide messenger RNA. Lineage: Eukaryota; Metazoa; Nematoda; Chromadorea; Rhabditida; Rhabditidae. The record is from the annotation of a GenBank genome assembly.
UUGAGGUAAGUCUUUCUAUAUCAAAACUGUUGUGGCCGGACGUGAAAACGGGUCAAUUGUACAAUACCUGGAGGACAUGCCCUGAAACUGAAAUUCCUGUAAAAGUGUACAAACCUUGGACUUUGUUGAAAAUUACCUGGAAACGAGAAAAAGAUCUGAAAUUUCUCGGUUUUCUACAUUUUUACAGAAAAUUCAGUUCCAGUGAAUGCCCUCCAGGUAUUUUACAAUUAACCUAGAAAUGGAAAUCGAGAUACCUUUGCCAAGGGAACUUUUCGAAAAACCGCGAAUUUUUUCCAAACAUUUUGUGAACUCGGUCUAAUAAGAAUACCGUAAAAUUUACUGAUUUAAUGAACUCAACAUUGUGAAGACUCGAAGGGGUCGUUCAUGAUUUUUUAUUUAGAAUUUCUUCUAAAACAGCUCGAUAAUUUAUUCUAUGACACAAUUCACAAAAAAUUUAUUAUCAUACGACUGAUUUUGAAGUUAAAGAAACUGUUUCGGAACAAAAAAAAUGAAUUGAAAAUCAUAGAAAUUUGGCCUCAAUCUGAACUUUUUGCAGUGAUAGGAUAAAUUAAAAUAGGAAAUGUGUCAUGGGAUAAAUUAUGGACCCUAAAACAACUGAAGUAGCCGCUAGAGUUUUGAAAAGUUACGCCAUAAUGUCACACACCCAAAGAAAAAUAGCAUGAUCUAAGAAAAAUCUAUUAAAAUUUCAGAUUCAACAUGCUACCACCAGGAACUACCAUUCACCGACAACAACACCAAGUCUCCAACCAUCCACCGACAACAACACCAAGUCUCCCAACGUCAACACUUGGCCAACCACCGACCUCAGGAAAACGUCUAAUUAUAAUUAUCGUUCGUUAUAUUUUUGAGAUAAAUUUUUUAUUUAUAACUAGUGUGAAAUAUAUGAAAACCUAG